This is a messenger RNA of Linepithema humile (Argentine ant), 6493 nucleotides long. The record is from RefSeq and is a predicted model, not a curated record. Lineage: Eukaryota; Metazoa; Arthropoda; Insecta; Hymenoptera; Formicidae.
UUUUUUUUUCUAAUGCUGCAAGUGAAGAUACAAAAAUCUUAAUUAUAGAUCCGUUACAAUACGUUUACAUCGAAGAAACUCAAGUACAAAAGCUUACAAGUGCUGAGAUUAAAAAUGUUAAUAUUUAUUUUAACACAGUGACACAUGUUUAAUCACAGAUUUAAGGGAUUGAUAAUGCAUUGAGGAGAAAUACAUAUAUUGAGAAAAGAAUUUAUUUUUUGAUGAUUCUGUGAUGCAUAUUGUUAAGAAUGUGAAAUGUGAAAAAUACAUGCGUCCUUCAAGAAAGGUGGCUUUUUUGUGCGACUCUGCACAUCUUUGAUAACCGGUUGCUCACAUCAGAUACAUGUGGCCCCUAAGCCUCUCUCACCGGUAUAACCGGUACGAUGGAGCUAUACGCUUUCUCGCUCUCAGUGUGAAUUGAUCUGGCAAGAGAACGAGGUAAUGCGAUCGAGAUGGUCAUCAACGCCCGCUGCCGAGCUUCGUCUCGUGCCGUGAAUGCAUAAGGCAAUUGAAUUUAAUACGGCAGAGCAGGCGGAGAUGGUAGAUAGUUUCAGUGCCAACUUUGCAUCUUCCUCACCGAUAAAAGAAAUGGAGGAAUCCGGAGAACGAGUAUCAAAGACUUUUCCGAUGCUAUUGGCACGCACGAGUGCAGCUUCCCUGUUUUUAACUCGGCUAAAAAGCAAACGCGCUAAACAAAAUGUUACUCAGUUCGAGGAUGAUUGUGGCCAGAACGAAUCGCCACCAUCUCCGAACAGUCCGACAACUUCUAUGAAGAGAGAUAUACCUAUGAUAGAAAAUUACUCUGUCAUCAGCGAAUGUGCCAGUUCCGAGGAGGUCAAUCGUACCUCCUUGCGUAUCAACGAAGACUUAAUCAGCAACAUACUGACGGAACAUCGAAGACGUGUAGGCUGCAAAUCACAGAUCUGGGAGAAUCUGGAACGGAACAAAGCAGAUGAGGCAAAAACGGAAGUAUUUUUGGGAAACUUCAAGUCCAACGAGAUCAAUAUUCUGCUGUUGCAAGCAAGUUUCAUGGGUCAGACGGAUCUCAUUCGUCGUUUGUGCAAACGCGGAGCCAAUGUCGACUACACCGAGCCCGAUCAUGGUCUCACGCCGUUACACCUGUGCGCAUUUCGCAAUUGUCUGGACGGCGUCAAGUAUUUGACAGAGCAGGGAGCGAGCAUCGAUACCAAGUCGAAGCACACGCCGUUUCAUUACGCCGCUUUCGGUGACGCGGUCGACGUCACCCGGUAUUUUCUGCAGCGAGGUAUCAGUCAGGAAUCUCCACACGAUUCUGAAGAAACGGUACUGCACGUGGCCGCGCGAACGAAGGCUCUCCGCGUGCUUUCUCUAUUGGUGCCGAACAGCAAGGAACUGGAUCGCUUAGAUCAGGACGGAUACGCCGCUAUUCAUCACGCGAUCGACGGAGGCGACCCGAUUUGCUUGAGCAUACUUCUGAAAGCCGGUUGUCAAGUGGAUUUACGUACCGCGAAGAACGACACUGCUCUGCAUCUGGCCGCGGAGGCCGGUUUAGCAGACAACUUGAUGCUUCUAGUUAAGGCUAACGCUGAUCUACAAUUGAAGAAUCAUCGAGGACACACAGCGCUGCAUUUAGCCGCCCGUUCACAUUCUCUGGAAUGCGUGGAAAUUCUGCUGAAGGGACACGCAGAUCCCAACGCGGAGGAUGACGAGGGUCGGACACCGCUACAUCUGGCCUUAGGCAAGUCCUUGGUAACCGACGACAUCACUGAGCUCCUGCUGAAAUGGCGGACAAACGUGAACAAAGCCGAUAAGUACGGAUACACGCCGCUUCACAUCGCCGCUUCAAACGAAUUGUCACAAAGCGUCAACUUGCUGAUAAAGUACGAGGCGGAUCUCAGUGCUAGGACCAUCGGCGGCAACAGCGCUCUGUCCAUCGUCUUGCGCAAGACCCCGACUUCCUUGGACGUGUUCGAGCGCAGAUUGGACGCGUCUUUGACUCUGAACCGACAGGGAUUGAUCGGGGGCGAGCUCGAGUUGCAGCUGGACUUCCGACCGUUGCUGCAACACCGGCGAAACCGACGGAGUCGCUCGCCCGAAAUCGGCUAUCUGAACAGCUUCGUGAAGGAGGGCUACAAGGAGAUCCUGGAACAUCCUCUGUGCCAGUCCUUUCUCCACCUCGAGUGGCACAAGAUCCGGAAAUACUACGCUGCGCGGCUGCUCUUCUAUUUGGUAUACGUGCUGAUUCUCACGAGCUGGGUGAUAAUCGCUCUUGCUCACAAAUGCUACAACGAGUCGCAAGGAAACACAUACAAGCAGUCAUUGUGCCUGAACGCGAGCGACAUUUACAAGUUUUUGUACAAGUAUCCCGAUAGGGGUCUCACGGUGCUCAAAAUUCAUUGGUACGUGCUGGUGACGUUCACCAUUCUGGAAGCCUUUCGCAAAUUUACCGUCAUACCCAGCUAUCGAUCCGUCCGGCAGUUCUUCACGCAGAUGGAAAAUCUGGUCGAAUGGUGCGUGAUACUGGGCGUAUUCGCCACCUCGUUUGUGUAUACGGGGAGAACGGACGACUGGCAGAAUUACUUGGGCGCCUUUGCCGUACUCUGCGGUUGGAGCAAUCUGAUGCUGAUGAUAGGGCAGCUACCGAUGUUCGGCGCUUACGUCGCCAUGUUUACCAGCGUGCAAGCACAAGUGUUUAAGCUGCUUCUGGCCUAUGCCUGUCUUCUGGUAGGCUUCACAGCAAGCUUCUGCGUGAUCUUCCCGCAUUCCAAGGCAUUCAGCAGCCCACAUACAGGCCUCAUCAAGGUUCUCGCGAUGAUGACGGGCGAAUUGGGCUUCGACGUCUUCUUCGAUGAUGAUAAAGACGAUUAUAAAAAUAUAAAAGGAAUUUCUUUGAUCCUGCUGAAAGUCUCGGCUCAGCUUUCUUUCGUCUUGUUCCUCUUAUUCGUGACAAUCGUGCUGAUGAAUCUACUGAUCGGGAUAGCCGUACACGAUAUCAAGGGUCUGCAAAAGACCGCGGGUCUUGCGAAACUCGUUCGUCAGACGAAACUGAUUCACGACGUGGAGAUAGCAAUUUUUUUAGGAUUUAUGCCAUCGAAACGCUUCCACAAGUGGCUACGAUGGACCGCAUUACUCCUGCCAUCACCUUUGCGAGUCGUUCUGACAGUGCGUCCGUUAAACCCCAGAGAGAAGAGAUUACCGCGUGAUGUUCUCUCGGCUGCCUAUAAAAUCGCUAAGGAGGGAGACGGCCAGAACAGUUUUGCCGUUACUCGCAAAAAAACUUACGGAUCAUCGGCUUAUUACGCGAAAGCAUGUCUCAAAGCUGACGUGGCUGCUUACCGUCGUCGUAACUUUGACGAAGACACAUUGGCGCACGAUUGCAACAAAUUCAAGGACGACAUUGCGGAACUCAGAGAAAUUUGCGAGAAGAAUCAAACUCUCCUUCGUGAGCUUAUAAAGGCACACGGUGUAAAUAGAACCAUGUGUGAAAACGAACGAGAAGGGAAGUUGUCGGAGGAAAAGAAGGCUAAAAUCGAAAAACUCGAAACAGGUAUUUUGAAGGUACCAGUCAUCCUCGACGAGAGCAGACACCAUAUUUACACCAGGAGCUUCAUCAACAGUCGUCACAAGGAUGAUUCGCUGACCGCGAGACUAGCUUCCACUUAUAGAUCCUUGAGAUGCACUUACGCGACAGAAGAUUAUCCGCAAAAAAUUACAAUCGGUGAUGCAACCAUGUUGGAGUCCAACAAUGAUCAAAUCGAGAUCGACGCCGGCGAGCCGCCGCCAGCCGACGAGUCCUUCUUCUUCGACAAUCUCAAAUACUGCAAGAAUCACCACAUGAAUGGCGCCAAGUUGAGAUAUGCAAUAUGGUCCAUCGUCGAUCCGGCGGAGACGAAACUGCUUCUGCAAAUGGAGAAAAGCAGUGUAUUACCGAACGCGUGCAAAGAUGAUCGAUUACGAAAUGUCGCUUACAUCUGGGCAUCUUACCGCGGUCUGCUGCAUCUUCUGCCGGAGCUGGAGAACGCCGGCGCGCGUUAUGAUUACGUUGAACCUCGCACCGGCGUGAAUGCCAUCCUUGCGGCCUCGUUGGGCGAUAAGGUCGCGUGUGUGGAGUAUUUGAUCAGCAAGGGCGCCGACGUGAACUACGAAAGCUCGAUCACGCGUUACAGACCGCUUCAUUUCGCGGCGCUCGGCAACAGUUGGCAUGCCGCGAACACGUUACUGGACAACGGCGCCAAGCUGAAUUAUGUCUGUCAGGAAGUGGUCGAGCCCGUUCUGCACAGCGCUGUCCGCGCAAAGGCGGUGAAGACGGUAAAACUGAUACUCGAUCGCGGUGCCAGCGUCGUCGAGAAAAAUCAUCUUGGUCAAACGCCGUUGCACGUAGCUUGUUUCGUUCAAUCGCUACCAUGUGUCGAACUGCUGUCGGCAGGUGCGUCCAACGUUAACGACGUGGACAGGGAACUUAGAACACCUCUGCAUUUCGCCGUGAUGAGCACCGAUUCGUCCGCCGAGCUGGUGCAAUUACUGUUGAAACGCGGCGCCCUCGUGAACGCGGCUGAUCGGACCGGCUUCACGCCACUUCACAUCGCCGCGCUGAACGAGCAGUCCCGAUGCGUGGACGCGCUCAUCUGGGCGGGCGCCGACAUCAGUGCAACCACGUGCACCGGCCUGUCCGCCCUAAACAUCAUCCUGAAGAAGAUCCCCGAGUCGUUGCACAUUUUCCGGCAACGAUUGGACGCGUCCAUCCGGCUAACUCGACCGGUGUCGCACAAUCGCGAAUUCGAGAUGCGACUGCACUUCGACAUCCUCUUUCCCAGCAACAACAAGUGCGAGACCAGCUUCAUAAACACGUUCGUGCAGGAGCACCGCAAGGAUUUGCUGUCGCAUCCGCUAGUCAUGGCAUUUCUGCAUCUGAAAUGGGAGAAGAUUCGUAAGCUCUAUUUACUGAGGAUAUUUUUAUACGCCCUGACAGUGAUAUGCAUGACUACUUACGUUCUGACAGCGCUUGCGUACAAGUGUUAUAACAACAACGAGACCAACAGCUCGAAGAUAUGCAGCAGCAAACGGGCAGCCGACUUCCUUUUUCGGAAACCGGUCAUCGAAAUCGAGUGGUACCUCUCGCUGGCGCUUACAUGCAUCACCAUACCGCGGAAGAUAUUCGGCUUCAUGGUCUACAGAUCGAUGAUACAGUACUUCUCCAACAUCGACAACGUGCUGGACGCCGUGAUGAUAAUGAGCGUGUUCGUCACAUCCUUCAUUUACACCGGACGCACCUACGACUGGCAGAACUAUAUCGGCGCGUUUGCCAUACUUUGCGCCUGGACCAAUCUGAUGCUGAUGGUAGGCCAGCUGCCGGCCUUCGGCACCUACGUCGCCAUGUUCACGCAGAUCCAAUUCGAGUUCGCCAAGCUUCUGCUAGCGUACUCGGGACUGUUGAUCGGCUUCACCAUCAGCUUCUGUGUGAUAUUUGCAGGCGAGCCCGCGUUCGGUAAUCCUUUCACCGGCUUGAUCAAGGUGCUGGCUAUGAUGGCCGGUGAAUUGGAUUUUGAAGGACUCAUCAAUCAGACGGAUGACGGAUCGACGGACAAAUCCUUCGUUAUUUAUCACCCUCUGUCGGUGUGCUCGCAGAUCCUCUUCACGCUGUUCAUAGUGUUCGUCACCGUGAUCUUGAUGAACUUACUGGUCGGCAUCGCUGUGCACGAUAUACAAGGUCUGAGGAAACAUGCAGGACUCACAAAGUUAGUGCGGCAGACAAAGAUGAUCCUAUUCACGGAAAUGGUACUGCACAACACCUCGAUUCCGUAUGCGUUUCGAAAGUGGUUGUCGGAUCAUAAGAUCGACGUUGAAAACAGAAAACGCGUGCUUGUGGUAAAGCCGCUGAAUCCACUCGAGAAGCGAUUGCCCAAGGAUAUAAUGAAAGCCGCCUAUGAGAUAGCGCAGAAGAACGUUCCCUAUGCGAACGAUGAUGUUCAUUUGAGCGAUUAUGCCACGUGGUUGAAACAACGACGGAGCGAAGAGUACUCCGACGCCGCCCAAAUAGCAAUUGAGAAAUUGAUCGCUAUGAUGAAAGUAAACGAAGACGCCAUAAAACUGUUAAGAAUGCAGAUGCUGGAAAUGAACAAAAUGUUGGAAAAUGUUGUAACAACAUUAGAAAAGGAAGAACAUAACUCUUUGUAAAUGGAAUGAUCUGAUAUUGGUACGAUCUGAUGCUCUAAUCCAUAAUUUCUAUAUGAUUUCACUAAUUUCAUAAUUCAUUUUUUUAUCAAUUAGAGAUAUGUAUAUUUCUAUACUUAUAGGUGGCUGUUAUUAAACUGUUUUUAUCGAUUCUUACUUUUUUUCAGUUGUACAUGUAUUUCUUUCUACGAGUAAAAUAAAUCCGCAAUUUUGUUUUAUCGAAAACACAUCACAACAAUCCAAUAUUUAAAUCUCAGCUUCCAAUUUAAUUGAUCUCAUUUUCAGCAGUAGCACAUCAUUUCGGAUAAAUUUUUAACGUUGUCUCAUGUUCCUCAUAUUUUAU